Molecule: messenger RNA, 742 nt
Organism: Momordica charantia (bitter melon)
Lineage: Eukaryota; Viridiplantae; Streptophyta; Magnoliopsida; Cucurbitales; Cucurbitaceae
Source: RefSeq, a predicted model, not a curated record
GUGGCUCCCUCUCUAAUCUUAGCUCUGGGUUGCACAGUGCGAAACCAAACCUGGCGCUUGGCAAUAACAAGAAGCAUCUCAUUCGUUGUUUGUUCUCCGGAAAACACACUACCCGAGAACGCCUGCACUUCCCCUCUGCCACUCCCAAUUCCGGCAAACCCCAUCCUUCUUUCUCUUCUUCUCCUAAUUCCUAUUUCCUAAUUCCAAUUAUUUUUAUUCCAACUUUUCCUUUAUCUUUAUCAUUAAAUUUCGCCUCCUUCUCCGACCAUUUCUCUCUCUCUCUCUCUCUACUGCAACUGCAACCUGAUCUAUGGAAGAAAUGUACGGACUGCAAUCCACGGCGGAGUAUUCGGACAAGGCGUUGAUGUCGCCGGAGAAUCUGAUUCUGCCGCCGGAUUACCAGACUUUACUGGCGUCGUCCGGGGACUUCCGCGAUCGGAUUCCAGUGUUUGGAUCCAACGAAUUGCUGUCGGCGGCAGCCUCAGCGAUAUCGGAAGCCGAAGCGGCAUCGAUCACGCCCGAAAUUCAACGUGAAGACGAUUUCAUCAACGUGAUCAAAGCCAAAAUUUCUUCUCAUCCUUCUUAUCCUCGUUUGCUCCAUGCCUAUAUUGACUGCCAAAAGGUAGGGGCGCCUCCGGAGAUUGCACAGAUGUUAGAGGAAAUCCGUCAGGAAAGCGACCUUUGUAACCGUCACGCUGUCACCACGUGCUUGGGCGUCGAUCCUGAGCUCGACGAAUUCAUG